AUGGGCAAGAAGAAGGCGGCGGCUGCGGCGGGGCUGGGCCGGGCGCUCAUCCGGGACCGCAGCCAGCCCCGAGGAGGAGGAGGAGGCCGCCGCGCCGGAUGGGUAAGGUCUUCAGCUGAAGAAAUCUGCACAGCCGGCCGGGGGUUCUCGGGGAGGGGGCGUUUUGGCUUGUGUGGAGAAGCCAGCCUUCCAGCCCUGAAGCAGAACAAUUCUGAUGGCUUUGCUGAGUGCCUGUACCCUUUGGACUUUCUUUUCCAACAGCUCCAUACAAGUGAAUUAAAUGAUGGCUACGAUUGGAGCCGUCUCAACGUUCAGUCUAUCACUGAGCAGAGCUCCUUGGAGGAUUUCCUGGCCACGGCUGAGCUGGCUGGCACUGAAUUUGUGGCUGAAAAACUGAAUAUCAGGCUUGUUCCUGCUGAGGCUCGGACCGGCCUUUUGACAGCCAAAGAGACUGAAGAGGUCCAUGAGCUUCAUGAGCAGAACAAACAGUUCCUGCGUAUCCCACGGCGGCCAUAUUGGGACAAGCAAACCAGCCCUGAGCUGCUGGACCAGGCGGAAAGAGAGAGCUUUCUGGAGUGGAGGCGGCAGCUGGCCUGUUUAGAGGAAGAACAGAAGCUCAUUUUGACUCCGUUUGAACGAAAUCUGGAAUUCUGGCGGCAGCUUUGGCGAGUCCUUGAGCGAAGCGAUGUGGUGGUGCAGAUUGUGGAUGCCAGGAACCCCCUGCUUUUCCGGUGCCCUGACUUGGAGUGCUACGUGAAAGAGCUGGGCCCCGAGAAGGAGACCCUCCUCCUGCUCAACAAGGCCGACUUCCUGAGCGAGGGGCAGCGGGCUGCCUGGGCGCGCUACUUUGAGGGCCAAGGGGUGAAGGUGGUCUUCUGGUCAGCCUUGGCGGAGGGGAGGCGGCUAGAGCUGGCCUCUAAGGCGGCAGAAUUUCUUGGCCGGAAUGCUGAGCAUGCCAGCCAGAAGGAGCAGCAGCCCUCACCAGAGAGACCCAGCUCUCCCUCCUUGUGGUCACCUGGAAGAGGAGAGCAGGAGAGCAGCACAGACGAGGACAGUGAAGAGUACCAGGACUGUGAGGAGGAGGCUUGGCUGACCUGUUCGGAGGAGGAGGAGGAGGAGGUGGCAGCAGAGAGCCAGACCCCAGUUGGGUCCUACCAGGAAAAGCGGACUAGCUGUGCUGAGGCCCUCGGGCCAGGAAUCCAGCCCAGCCGGUCCCUCCAAAACAGCAGCCGUCUCGUGCAGAGAGAUGAACUGCUGGAAAUAUUCCGAACGGUCCACACUGGGAAGAAGGUCAAAGAGGGCGAGGUCACCGUGGGGCUGGUGGGCUAUCCCAACGUGGGCAAGAGUUCGACCAUCAACACCAUCCUGGGCAGGAAGAAGGUGUCUGUGUCAGCCACGCCGGGUCACACGAAGCAUUUCCAGACGCUGUACGUGGAGGCCGGGCUCUGCCUCUGUGACUGCCCGGGCCUCGUCCUCCCCUCCUUCGUGGCCACCAAGGCCGAGAUGGUUUGCAGCGGCAUCCUGCCCGUCGACCAGAUGCGGGACCACCUGCCCCCCGUCUCUCUCGUCUGCCAGCGGAUCCCACGCCACGUCUUAGAGGCGACCUACAGCAUCAACAUUGUGCGGCCCCGGGAGGAUGAGGAGGCCCAUCGGCCGCCGACAUCAGAGGAGCUCCUGACGGCCUACGGAUGCAUGAGAGGGUUCAUGACGGAUCAUGGACAGCCGGACCAGCCCCGCUCCGCCCGCUACGUGCUGAAGGAUUACGUGGCCGGGAAGCUGCUCUAUUGCCACCCCCCUCCCGGAGCCGUCCCUGAGUCCUUCCAGCUGCAUCCCAGAAGGGGCGCUGCAGGCAAAGGGGGACAUCCUUCUGCAGAGACGCCGGCCGGCUGGAACCCGAAGGCCAAGCAGAUUGACAACCCGGUGGACAGGGCCUUCUUCGGCCAGGAGACCGUCCGAGCGCUGGUGCGGGGGGGGCAUUCUCCGGCGGCCCCCCCUGCUGAGGCCAGCCACGGCAAGCCCUGGAAGAAGCACGGCAACAGGAACAAGAAGGAGAAGAUCCGCCGCCUGACGAAGCACCUGGAGGCAUAGUGGACUCUGGAGCCACAACCCCCCCCCCUUGCUCUGCCCCCGCAGGAGGAGGGGCUUGGAGGCGGUCCUUUGCGUCGCUCUGGCCUCAGCCCCCCCCCUCCCUCUGGCUGCCGCUUGGAGGAGGAGGAAGGCCCCCCCCCCCUUCUUUCGGAAUAAAGUUUUCUGGCCUUUCUCA
Heteronotia binoei (common prickly gecko) is the source of this 2263-nucleotide messenger RNA. It is a transcript of the gene LSG1, whose product is annotated as large 60S subunit nuclear export GTPase 1. Gene Ontology annotation, cellular component: cytosol. The record is from RefSeq and is a predicted model, not a curated record. Gene Ontology annotation, biological process: ribosomal subunit export from nucleus. Gene Ontology annotation, molecular function: GTPase activity; GTP binding. The coding region runs from base 1 to 2088 and encodes 695 amino acids. The transcript has 14 exons. Lineage: Eukaryota; Metazoa; Chordata; Lepidosauria; Squamata; Gekkonidae.